AUGCAAAAGGACAUUGUCAUAGUCCUAAUCAUCUUUCUACUCCUCGCAUUCAUGUCCGUGUUUGCCUACUUGAUCCAUUAUUUCGGCUCUUGCUUCGUUAGGCACUCACUGCGACGCACUACACCGUCUCCAGCAUCAGAAGCAGCAAGCAGUAGCAGCAGCAGUAGCGGGAGUAGGAGGAGGCAGAGGAGGCGGAGGAGGAGGAAGUGCGGGCGUAGGUCGUGGGGUAGCGGUGGGAAGGAGGACGAGGAGACGGAGGUGGUUGUCAGGGGUAUGUAUACCCCCACAUCUCCAACUCCCUUUCGCAUCAACAAAACAGGCGGAUUGCCGCAUGUUCACGCAAAACCAUCAUAA
Molecule: messenger RNA, 354 nt
Organism: Histoplasma capsulatum G186AR
Lineage: Eukaryota; Fungi; Ascomycota; Eurotiomycetes; Onygenales; Ajellomycetaceae
Exons: 3
Coding region: 1-354 (117 amino acids)
Source: RefSeq, a predicted model, not a curated record